CUGGCUGCUGCCUCUGUCUCCGGGAUGGUUCACGCAGCUAAGGCGCCUGCACCUCUCUGUUCACAGCUCCCAACAUGGGCAUCUGCUGGAUAUUGUGGAUAUUGCCUGCUGUUUCUGCCCUGGAAGAAACCCUGAUGGAUUCGACAACAGCAACAGCAGAGUUGGGUUGGACAGCACACCCUCCUUCUGGAUGGGAGGAAGUCAGUGGAUACGAUGAGUCUAUGAACACAAUAAGGACGUACCAAGUCUGCAAUGUGUUUGAAGCCAGUCAGAACAAUUGGUUGCGCACCAAAUAUAUCAAGCGAAAAGGGGCUAAGCGUAUUCAUGUGGAAAUGAAGUUUUCUGUACGGGAUUGUAGCAGCAUUCCCAAUGUUCCUGGCUCUUGUAAAGAGACAUUUAAUCUCUAUUAUUAUGAAUCUAAUACAGAUUCAGCAACCAAGAUAACUCCAUACUGGAUGGAAAAUCCCUGGAUAAAAGUUGAUACGAUUGCAGCAGAUGAAAGUUUUUCCCAGGUGGAUCUGGGAGGGAGGGUGAUGAAAAUCAACACGGAGGUCCGUAGUUUUGGACCAGUGUCAAAGAAUGGCUUUUACUUGGCGUUUCAGGAUUAUGGAGGAUGCAUGUCCCUGAUUGCAGUCAGGGUCUUCUACCGAAUGUGCCCACUGGUGAUCAAAAAUGGGGCAAUUUUCCAGAAGACCCUAUCGGGAGCAGAAAGCACAUCCCUGGUAGUGGCCCGUGGGACCUGUAUUCCGAAUGCUGAGGAAGUGGAUGUGCCCAUCAAAUUGUACUGUAACGGAGACGGCGAGUGGAUGGUCCCAAUUGGCCGCUGCAUGUGUAAAGCUGGCUACGAGUCUGUGGAGAAUGGCACUGUGUGCCAAGGUUGUCCAUCUGGAUCAUUUAAACCAAACCAAGGGGAGGAACCCUGUUUGAGCUGCCCAAUCAAUAGCAGGACCACAUCUGAAGGUGCCACAAACUGUGUUUGUCGGAAUAAAUACUAUCGGGCAGACACCGACCCAUUAGAUAUGCCAUGCACAACGACACCCUCAGCCCCAUUGGGAGUUAUCUCCAGUGUGAAUGAAACAUCCCUGAACUUGGAAUGGUCUGCUCCUCGUGAGACAGGUGGCCGGGAGGAUGUGGUUUACAAUGUGAUCUGUAAGAGUUGCAAUGCAGGCCGCAGCACCUGCACUCGAUGUGGAGACAAUGUGCAGUUUGUGCCACGUCAGUUGGGUUUGACUGAGCCUCACGUUUACAUCAGCGAUCUGCUUGCCCACACACAGUAUACCUUCGAGAUCCAGGCUGUGAAUGGAGUGUCAGAUCAGAGUCCUCAUCCACCUCAAUUUGCAGCUGUCAAUAUUACCACCAAUCAAGCUGCUCCAUCUACAGUGUCAUUUAUACACCAAGUGAGUCGUACAGUGGACAGUGUUACACUAUCCUGGUCUCAGCCUGACCAGCCCAAUGGAGUGAUCCUGGACUAUGAACUCCAGUAUUAUGAAAAGGAUCAAAGUGAGCACAAUUCUUCAACUGUGAAGAGCCAGACAAACACAGCCACCAUCCGCAGCCUCCGCGCUGGCACCAUCUAUGUUUUCCAAGUGCGAGCACGGACAGUGGCCGGUUUUGGCCAAUACAGUGGGAAGAUGUAUUUUCAGACAAUGACAGAAGCUGAAUACCAGAGUAGUCUGCAAGAAAAGCUUCCUCUCAUCAUUGGAUCAGCAGCUGCUGGGCUAGUCUUCGUAAUUGCUGUUGUAGUCAUAUUGAUCGUUUGCAACAGGUCACUUAUCUUCUGCCCAGACUCCCAGCUCCAAGAUCAAGGUUUCCAGUUCCAACAAGGGUCAAGCUUCCGGCUCGAAGGUCCAUCCUUCCAAGCUGUCAGGAGACGAGGUUUUGAGCGGGCAGAUUUGGAAUACACAGAUAAACUACAACAUUACACGAGUGGCCAUGGACAAAGAAACUCGUGGAAUCAGCAGCCUCCAUUUUACAGCAGCAAUGAGAGCGAGGAGCUGAGUGGACCAGUCAAAUUGUGCUCUGGGAAGCAAAAUGACGGACAAUUUACAGUUAUCCAACUUGUUGGCAUGCUUCGUGGAAUUGCUGCUGGGAUGAAAUAUUUGGCAGACAUGAGCUAUGUGCACAGAGAUCUGGCUGCUCGUAAUAUUCUCGUCAACAGCAACCUUGUAUGUAAGGUUUCCGAUUUUGGACUGUCCAGGUUCCUAGAGGAUGAUACAUCAGAUCCAACAUACACAAGUGCUUUGGGAGGGAAAAUUCCAAUACGGUGGACAGCACCAGAGGCCAUUCAGUACCGGAAGUUCACAUCAGCCAGUGAUGUCUGGAGUUAUGGCAUUGUCAUGUGGGAAGUGAUGUCAUAUGGGGAGAGACCUUACUGGGACAUGACCAAUCAAGAUGUGAUCAACGCUAUUGCACAAGAUUAUCGUCUGCCUCCACCCAUGGACUGCCCAACAGCUCUCCAUCAAUUAAUGCUUGAUUGCUGGCAGAAGGAUCGCAACAAUAGGCCCAAAUUUGGGCAGACUGUGAAUACCUUGGAUAAAUUGAUCAGAAAUCCAAAUAGUCUAAAAGCUGUGACUCCACUGACUUCAGGGGUAACCCUCCCAUUACUGGACCGCACAGUUCCUGAUUUUUCCAGCUUCAACACAGUUGCCGAGUGGUUGGAGGCCAUUAAGAUGGGUCAAUAUAAAGAUAACUUUUCUAAUGAAGGCUUCACGUCAUUUGACCAUGUGUCUCAAAUGACAUCAGAUUUCUGACUCAGUAGAAUGCCC
Molecule: messenger RNA, 2765 nt
Organism: Chiloscyllium plagiosum (whitespotted bambooshark)
Lineage: Eukaryota; Metazoa; Chordata; Chondrichthyes; Orectolobiformes; Hemiscylliidae
Source: RefSeq, a predicted model, not a curated record